AAUCUAAAAUCUAAAAACCAAAAACCAUCUAAAAACUAAUUACGAUUCAUGGCCUAAGUAAGUUGAGAUGUUCGUAGAAUCGUAGUAGGUGGCAGGGCGUGUGUACUCACGACUCACGAGUUUCAAAUUCCAAAACUUUGUUUGAUUCGUUUUGUGCAUACGUGAUUUCGUCAUCCGUGGCGUCAUCAAACCAAUAAAGUAGUUAUAUAUGGGUGUUAGUUUAGUUAAAGUAGUCAAGGAGGAUCCCUUCAACUUGUGUUGUCUCAAAUUCCUCAAAACAUGGCGAAUCGAUCGGAGGAAGCAGAGUACGAGAUUGAUUCUCGACGAAAUCAGCAAGACAAGAGCAAAGCAGGGGUUUUAGAUCUGUUGUUGAAACGGCCUUUACGGUGGCUAACUAUGCUUAUUGAAGAGCUUCACUGGAGCUUCUUCUUCGGUGUUAUUGUCGUCUAUGGUGUUAGCCAAGGCCUUGGUAAAGGUCUCAGCAAAGUCAGCACUCAAUACUAUUUUAAAGACGAGCAGAAGAUACAACCUUCUCAAGCUCAGAUUUACGUUGGUUUGAUUCAGAUUCCUUGGAUCAUUAAACCUCUCUGGGGACUCUUGACUGAUGUUGUCCCUGUUUGGGGCUAUCGGAGGCGACCCUAUUUCAUAUUCGCCGGCUUUCUUGCUAUGAUCUCCAUGAUGGUGUUAUGGCUGGACACGAAUCUGCAUCUUGCACUGGCUUUGUCCUGUCUUGUGGCAGGAAGUGCUGGUGUUGCUAUAGCAGAUGUAACCAUUGAUGCUUGUGUAACACAAUGUAGCAUAAGCCAUCCUACGCUUGCUGCAGAUAUGCAAAGUUUGUGUGGUUUGAGUUCUUCCAUUGGAUCCUUGGUUGGUUUCUCCCUUAGCGGCGUUUUGGUGCACUUAAUUGGGGCCAAGGGUGUGUACGGUUUACUUGGUUUGACUGCAGGGUUAGUUGUUGUAGUGGGGAUGGUUCUGAAAGAAUCUCCUUCUCGCAGCUUAGGUCGUAAACAUGCGAACGAGAAGUUUCUGGACGCUGGAAGCGCAAUAUGGAAAACCUUUCAAUAUGGUGAGGUGUGGCGACCAUGCUUGUUCAUGCUUUUGUCAGCAGCAGUGAGCUUGCACAUUCAUGAAGGCAUGUUCUAUUGGUACACAGAUUCAAAGGAUGGUCCUUCCUUUUCAAAGGAAGCCGUUGGAUCCAUUAUGUCGUUUGGUGCAAUCGGCUCUCUUGUGGGCAUACUUCUCUAUCAGAACUUUCUGAAGAACUUCCCUUUCCGGAAUGUCGUCUUUUGGGCACUUUCCCUAUCUGUCCUGUCAGGAUUUCUGGAUUUGAUCCUGGUGCUGCGCAUAAAUCUGAAGCUUGGUCUCCCUGAUUACUUCUUCAUUGUGGUAGACGAGUUUGUUUCACAUAUGAUAAGUAGAAUCAAGUGGUUACCUUUACUUGUUCUCAGUUCCAAGCUCUGCCCUGCCGGUAUGGAAGGCACUUUCUUUGCUUUGCUCAUGUCGAUUGAACACGUAGGACACCUAAUGUCGUCAUGGGGCGGAGGAGUAUUACUCCAUGCCUUGAAAGUUACGCGUACUCAGUUUGAUAAUCUCUGGCUGGCUAUUGUGAUCAGGAGUUUAUUGAGGGUAAUUCCAAUUGGAUUGGUCUUUUUGAUACCAAAUGUUGAUUCAAACUCAACCAUUCUCCCGGCUGAAAUGUUAACAAACAGAAGAAGUGAAGGUGUUGAUACAGAGAAGAUAGAGAUGACAGCUCUGAUCCGUGAUGAAGCUUGAGUUUGAAUCAUUUGUGUUUUCAGACUUGCCAAGGCCAAGCAAACAAGAGACGCGUCAGGCUUGACAAAGUAGAACACACCGGUGGCAUCCACUUCGAGCUCAGCGUUACCUUCGAAGAUCAUUUUGAUAGUGGGGAUGCUAAUGUCUUCGUAACUUGUGAGGUUAAAGCAAGUGUCUAAGAUUGAAUAACCAGGAGCUGAAGGAAACCCGGAAAACUGUUUCAGAAACUCUGUUUUCACAGCUUUGUAAAUGGAAGGUGGCAAUCUCGUGAUAACCGUUCCUGAAUCGAUUAGUAUCCCUCUACCGAAGCUUGAUGUUUCCAGCUCCACGCCACCAAUGCUAGCACCGGUGAGAUUCAGAAUGUAAAAGGAACUAAGCUGAGGGUUUUGUAGUAACGGCG
Camelina sativa (false flax) is the source of this 2173-nucleotide messenger RNA. RefSeq names its product putative folate-biopterin transporter 3. The record is from RefSeq and is a predicted model, not a curated record. Gene Ontology annotation, cellular component: membrane. NCBI's taxonomy places the organism in Eukaryota, Viridiplantae, Streptophyta, Magnoliopsida, Brassicales, Brassicaceae.